AUGACUGUAAUGACGCCGACUCAAAGUUAUGCGGAAAUGUCAGGAAUACCGAAUUACAUGAUUUCAGACGGUAAUCAAGCUCAAUUGCAACAGGUUCAUCACGAUGAUCCCAUUAGUAGGAAUGCUCGAAUAAGGUUAGAUUACAAGAAGUCCUUCCAAGACGACCUAAUAUUUUUUCCUGAACCCAAAAAUGAAAAUUUAUCGAUGAUUGAUACCAAUUUUGUGUUCCAGAGACCACAGCAUAAAGACCAACAUAAUAGUCAAAAGGAUAAUUUAGUACUCCUGAUGGCCUUGAAAAGGCAACAACAGCAACAACAACAGUUUUACCAAAAUCAGUUAGCCAUGCGUAAGGGAGCCAAUGAUACCUUUUAUCAUCAACCGCUACAACAUGAACAGCAUUAUGGGGAAAAUUACAUGUCCCCGCAAAACGUUUACAACUACAUGAAUUUGAGGGCAAGAGGAUAA
Molecule: messenger RNA, 465 nt
Organism: Zygosaccharomyces rouxii
Lineage: Eukaryota; Fungi; Ascomycota; Saccharomycetes; Saccharomycetales; Saccharomycetaceae
Exons: 1
Coding region: 1-465 (154 amino acids)
Source: RefSeq, a predicted model, not a curated record